GUGGUUCGUUCUUCUUUAACGGCGAUAAUGUUCGCCCACCUGAAACUUUCUGUUGGUGAGCAUUCGCAUUUUUAACAGAUCGAUCACGAUCGCAACCAUAUAUCGUCGUGGGGGUCGUGAGAGAUCCGUAAAUCGGGUGCAGUUAGUGGAGGGCUAUUAAAAAUAAAAAGAAAACCUAAAUCACGAUCACACGCGUACGGUUCUUAAGCUAGAGGAAAUAAGUAAUUUAAUACAUCAAAGUACAAACACAAGCACAAUGUAGAUAGAAAAGCUUUAUUUCCUAUUUCGCACUUACUGUUAUGCGCAACACUGUACUAAACCUGCUCCGCUAGUUCUAAAAUGGUUUCAGCUCGCUUCACCCUUCUUCUGCUUCCGUGUACCGUACAGCUUCUGUAGUAGAACUUCCCCGUUGUUGCUAUUUUUCCACAUUUGCUACUACCCACCGAAUGAUCGCCAUACGUUACCGACGGUUAUCAUCAUCAUCCACCCUUACCUGUCCGGCGGAACAGCACGCGCACAAGGGAAGGGAAAAAUCAUAAUCUUUCCCGGUGUGUUAUUUGGUAACACGCGCGCGUGUUGUCUAAACUUCUUGCUGGCAUGGGCAUCAUUGUCGUACGGACCAGCGGCUCCGCGGUAUCGUGACACAUUCGGUGAGAUAUUUUUUUCGCGAUCUACUCUCACAAUUUAAAUCAGUCCACUCUUCGACGGCAGCCGGUCCGGACGUACGUGUCGUCUGAUCGUCUGGGCAAUUCCGGGCAGCAGGCGAAUACGAUUCGUGUUACGCCGCACUGUCGCACAAAACGUGUACGAUCGAGUGUGUGUGAUUGUGUGUGGAGGUUGGCUGGAUGUUUGGUAAUUUGAUCAUUUAGUACAGUGGGGAAUAUUAGUGAAUAUUAUUAGGCGUAAUAUAGAAGAAUAACGAUCAGAUCAGCGCAAAAGUGUUGUACGAGGUGAAAAGUAGCCAAAUUGAGUGUUCGAUCGGUGAUCGAUCGGUUAGAGUGUGCCUGAAUGCAGUAGAAUGAAUACGUGACUCAUAGUGUGCAAGAAUAUUGAUCUUCAUUACGCGGUUUCUAAAAGGAAUAGAAGAUUACACCUGCUUUGGUAGUAAACUUUCGCAAAAUAAGAUCAGUAGAUCAGCUUCUCCCGGAAGGGGUGUUAUUACCACGGUACGGCGGUGACGAUGAUCGUCCGGUGGCCAAAAAUGGUGCGUCCUGCCAGUGGUUUGUUGCUGUUCGUGUUGCUGUUUGCCGUUUGGUUCGAACUAUCCGAUGGUUGGCGUUAUGACAGAGUGCCUAGACUGUAUGGAGACAAGGUGCCGACGAAGGCAAUUUCGCCGCGAUUGCGCAAAGUUCAGCGACGGAUCGUGAUGCUGCACGAUUCGUACCGCACCAAGGUGAUACCACCGGCCGCGAAUAUGCUAAACAUGAAAUGGCACCAUGGAGCAGCCCGAUCGGCACAGAAGUGGGCAAAUCAGUGCCGUGUAUUGACGCACGACACACCGAAGGGACGAUGGAUUGAUAACUUUGGUGCCUGCGGUCAGAACAUCUUCGUUUCGACGCAUCGCGUCCCGUGGAUGUUUGCGUUGCGGACGUGGUUUUUGGAGCGGCAAAACUUUACGUACGGUUCCAGCAGAAACGCUCUCGACAGUGUCGGACACUACACGCAGAUGGUGUGGGCCGCCACACACAAGGUCGGCUGCGGUCUAACGAAGUGUCCGAAGGGUGGUCCACGAGGGAAACCAUUCUACAACUACGUCUGCAACUACUGUCCCAUCGGAAAUCACGGGGAGAAAUUGGGUUUGCCGUACAAACGUGGACGACCCUGUGGUUCCUGCCAGACAAACUGCCUUUCCCGUAAAAUAAGACUCUGCACCAACACGUGCAAUACCGCUGACCUGUGGGCGAACUGUCGCGAUCUUUACCGUACGUGGCCCGGUUGGCUGUGCAAUACGGCUACGUCGGAGGGAUUGGAACGUCAGCGAAACUGUGCUGCUACAUGCACCUGCCAUGGGAAGAUACACGACUGAUAACGUACCGGGGUAGAGGAAUGGUUCUGAUUUGCAGGAUGAUGUACUUAAAUCGAAACGAUUAGGCCAGUGCCAUGCAUUAGUGUGUUUUUUUUUGCGAGAGCUAUAUUUUUCCAUUUCACUUUCAUUUCCCAUCCACACUUAGAACGUGUGUGGUUCAUUUUUAGAGAUUAGAUGCUAGCUGUACGGUUAUCAGGGUUUUUGCUAAAAAACGGGUAAAUGUGAUGAGGGAUUCCAGGUGUGCUUAGGGGUUUUUUUUUGCGGAGAGAACAGCAAUGCUUCAGAAGGAACAGUUUUGGAACUAUAUUUUAUUUAAAAAAAAAACAAAAAAAAUGGAAUCGUAGUAGAAAGAGACACGAAAAGGAGAACGAAAAACUUAAACGAUCAACAAAAUUUUGGUAAGUUGUGUUUUGUGAUGUAAAUAGAAUUGGAUAGAAAUUAAAUUUCCUCAAUCCAAAAGCACGUGUGUGAUUCGAAUUCCGAGAGAGAAAGAGAGAGAGAGAGAGACAGAGAGAGAGAGAGAAACAAAAACAACAAAUGCUCCGUUAAAGUUGGAAUUGUUUUCAUCGGAACGAAGCAUAAUAUCAUCAUUGUGAUGAUGAGUGAGCGAGUGGCCUGUUCGGGCUCGUCACGUCAGCUUCCGGUGGUGAUGAAGUCUGUUGAGUGGCAGGUGAGUAUCGGUAUGAAUCAAAGCCAGCACCAGGGUAAGGUGCUAGGGAGGGAACACGACACAAUGUGGCGCAUGUGGUUUGAUGCUGUUUCUGGGUGAUGGUGCCAUCGUACGGUGACACUGUUAGCUAUUCGCACAUGUUGUAGCGUUGGAAAAAGGGGACACCGUUUUUUGGGGAGUGAGAUGACGAUAGAGAGGGAAACUGUUGACCUUAUGUUGGGUACAAUCCACCUAGAGUUUUUUUAAAGGGUUUUUAUUGCACGAAUUUAAUUGCUAAUACAUCAUAAGACUUUACUAACAAUCGGUGUACUUUUCCAAUAAUUUUUCAUCUUGUAAGUUGUCGGCCACUUUUGCCUCCACUAAUCUGCCACCCUUGUCCAAAGAAACAUAGCCUCGAUUUAUGACCCUUCUGACGGAUGGCUUCUAUCGUACACUGACCUUGUAUUGUGUUUCGGUUCCACGGCCACGGAAUAUACCCUCCCCGGACGUUACCUCUGAUGCACUUGUUUCACCGUUCCACCGGUGUGUCAUCUUUCUUGCUGCAGGGAACCGCAUGCGUCCGUAAUGAAGUCAUGAAAGAUGGUUCGACUUCGAGUUUGGUCGCAGGAAAAGCUAUCAGGUACCGAUAGUGAACGGACGGAACUAGGAG
Messenger RNA from Anopheles funestus (African malaria mosquito), 3345 nucleotides. RefSeq names its product cysteine-rich venom protein-like. NCBI's taxonomy places the organism in Eukaryota, Metazoa, Arthropoda, Insecta, Diptera, Culicidae. Gene Ontology annotation, cellular component: extracellular region. The transcript is spliced from 7 exons. The record is from RefSeq and is a predicted model, not a curated record. The coding region runs from base 1181 to 2026 and encodes 281 amino acids.